UUGAUAUUUUCAUCGAGUUCUAAAAAGAGUCGUGAAAAUUUUUCUCCAUCAUUUUAAGAAUUAAUUUCUAAUCCAAAAGAAAAGAAGAAAAUAAAGUUCCAACAAAUCAACUGAGUUUAAUUUUCCAUCUACAAACUUUAAAUUAUUUCUAGUGAUUCGUAAUUUACAUUUAAUUGUUCCAGAAAAUCAUGUCAACAAUCAGCUGGUGGAAAGUCAAUACUCCUUCAUGUUCACCCGAUGAAUUAAGUGACAUUAUAACGGCCCCAAACGGAGGCUAUUACACCGUUCCGAUUGACCCUUACAAUGAAGUCUAUCCAAAUAUCUACCUUGGAGAUGGAACAACGGCUUUGUGUACUUCGUUACUUCGUAGGACUGGAAUAACCCAUGUUCUUAAUGCUGCUUGUGGUAAAAGUAAAUCGCUUAAUCUGGUCAAUACCAAUGAAUCAUUUUAUCGGGAUUCUGGAAUUAAGUUCAUGGGAAUUGAAGCACUUGACAUGUCCACUUUUCUCCUGUUGAAUCAUUUUCAUGAGGCCGCUGAUUUUAUCGACUCGGCGUUGACCAGUGGGGGUAAGGUUUAUGUCCAUUGUCGUCAGGGGAUUUCACGAUCGGCCACUUUGAUUCUCGCCUAUUUGAUGAUUAAGAAAAACUAUUCAGCCCAAGAAGCCGUUAGAACGAUUCGUCGGCAACGGGACAUAAUUCCCAAUGAUGGUUUUCUCAAGCAACUUUGCCUUCUCAACGAGACCUUGUUACUUGACCGCAGGCUAUUUGAAAAAACGGAAGCUAAAUUAUCCUGUUCAACUGAUUGUAAACCAACACAAUCGGUUUUAAUCAAAUGAACGCAAUCAUAUUGUUAAUUGUAUCGAAACAUAU
Molecule: messenger RNA, 870 nt
Organism: Panonychus citri (citrus red mite)
Lineage: Eukaryota; Metazoa; Arthropoda; Arachnida; Trombidiformes; Tetranychidae
Product: dual specificity protein phosphatase 3-like
Exons: 2
Coding region: 189-836 (215 amino acids)
Biological process (GO): protein dephosphorylation; negative regulation of MAPK cascade
Cellular component (GO): cytoplasm
Molecular function (GO): protein tyrosine/serine/threonine phosphatase activity; MAP kinase phosphatase activity
Source: RefSeq, a predicted model, not a curated record